This is a messenger RNA of Psylliodes chrysocephalus, 382 nucleotides long. The record is from the annotation of a GenBank genome assembly. NCBI's taxonomy places the organism in Eukaryota, Metazoa, Arthropoda, Insecta, Coleoptera, Chrysomelidae.
CAACGUUGUAUUAAUUGUUAACGUCAAAAGAAGAAAAACCUGAAAUAUGUUAAUGUAAACAAAAAUAACCUAUAUGUGUUUGAAUUUGAAAUAUUUAAAAAAUGGACGAUUUAAGACCACAUCAAAUUGAAUUACAACAACUUGGUGAGCUAGCUGGAAUUCAUAUGGAUUUCAAAGUGUUUAGAUUGAUUAUAGAAUUACUUAAUAUGGGUUACAAUGCAGAUAUCAUCUACAGUUUAUUAAAAAUCAUUAAAAGGUCUCGAAAUCCAAAAACAAGAGCAGCUGUAGCAUCUCAACCAAAAACACUUUCUCAGAAAGUAAAAAAUGCAAAUGAGAAAAAAUCUUAGCAAUAACCAUUGUUUAUUUUUCUGUAAUAUUUCAG